CAAGCAUACAAUGGAUGAAAACUACAUAUCGAUAUGGUAUUGUAUGGCUGUAAAGAAAAUGUGAAUAUUGUUUUAUGUAUCUUAAACCUAAAGGAAAGAAUUCCCAGUACAUCCAUGCAUAAGUCUGUCUUUAAUUUAUGAUUACUAAAAGAAUAUUGAUGACAUUAUUGUAAUAUAAUUUGUGAUAUGGAUUAGAUUCACUGAGGAAUUAAACAAUUCAUAGGCAUGGCGUCAGUGUCUUUGUCAAAAAAACUGUCUAACUCGAGAUACAAUAACUGGGUAAAGGCUAGUUUAGCAGUGUUGAUAACAAAAAGAGGUAUUGAACCUUUUGUUAAAGAUGAAAUCGAACAGUUCCAGCAGAAAUGUUUAACAGAUAUAUGUAACAACCAGGGUCUUCCAUCUGGAACAAUUUGUACAAAUUGUUGCACAGAAAAUGUAGUCAAGUGUCCUACAAACAAAAUUUGUAACAUUAAGCAAAGAAAAUGCAGUUAUCAUAAAGAUUCUGCAACUACUUUUCUUCUUGCUGGUUGUCCGAACAAGAUCUGUCACAAUUUUAAAACUGAAAUACAGAACGCUCAUAGAUACAAUGGCCCAUCCUACAAAAACACUGAUGCUGCUCAGUGGUGCAGUAAAUCCUGGGAGGUAGCUAAGUGCUACAUGCCACCAGAUGGUUAUAAAGAUGUUGUAUCUGCAUCAGAAACAGAUUUUAAUGGAGUCAACAGUGUCAUCAUAAACUGCGAAUGUUUUCAGACAAAAGUUACAGAUGAUCUCAGUAAGAAUGGAAACAUUUUUGACAAGGGUAGAGAGAUUGGUAAAGCUGUUCGACACGCCCCUAUUCUGGAAGUGGUGGAUAAAGAUUUAAAGCAAUAUUUCAUUGACCUUGAUAACCUUCUGUCAGAUACUGGACACUUGAUUUCCGAUAAUAAUGCAAAGUUAGCAAGGAAAAGAUUAUCUGAGGUUUGUAAAACUUACUUUUGUAUUCAGUAACAUAUUAGAACAUAUUAGAUUAGAACAUUACCCGUCCCUAGAUUUGCCACUUAAAUGCCACCCUUUUCAAUGGUGGAGUAUUUAGACAAUUUUCCACCAAUAAUGCCACCAAAAUGCCACCAAAACGCCACCCAAAUCAUGAAAAUGGUGAAAAAUUUGAGCAGGACUGAUGGUAUAUAAUUUUCCAGUUAAUUCCACCUUUUCUACACUUAAUGCCACCAAUGAGUGGAAAGUUGGUGGAGUAUUUAGACAAACUUUCACCAUUAUGCCACCUUAGGGUGGCAAACUCAUUUUUCCACUACAUGCCACUUGUUUCCACUAAUUGCCACCAUCAUGGUGGAAAGAUGGUGGAGUAUUUGGACGAAUUUCCACCAUUAUGCCACCAUUGAGUG
Ruditapes philippinarum (Manila clam) is the source of this 1379-nucleotide messenger RNA. RefSeq lists its product as uncharacterized. Bases 226 to 987 code for a protein of 253 amino acids. The transcript is spliced from 2 exons. The record is from RefSeq and is a predicted model, not a curated record. Lineage: Eukaryota; Metazoa; Mollusca; Bivalvia; Venerida; Veneridae.